Onychomys torridus (southern grasshopper mouse) is the source of this 4627-nucleotide messenger RNA. It is a transcript of the gene Dync2i1, whose product is annotated as dynein 2 intermediate chain 1. Gene Ontology annotation, biological process: intraciliary transport. Gene Ontology annotation, molecular function: dynein light chain binding; dynein heavy chain binding. The record is from RefSeq and is a predicted model, not a curated record. Gene Ontology annotation, cellular component: cytoplasmic dynein complex. The transcript is spliced from 25 exons. Bases 138 to 3197 code for a protein of 1019 amino acids. NCBI's taxonomy places the organism in Eukaryota, Metazoa, Chordata, Mammalia, Rodentia, Cricetidae.
GACGCCUGCCUGCUAGGGAGCCGCGUCGCUGUAGGCCCUAGCUGGCCAGUGGAGUUGAGCUACCGCGGGUUUGUCUUCCCUGGGUGCCCCGCGCUUGCUGGGCCGAAGACACGCGGCUGCUCCGGCCACGAGGAGCCAUGGAGCCUGGGAAGAGAAGAACCAAAGAUGAUACUUGGAAAGCAGAUGACCUCAGAAGACACCUUAAGGCUGUACAAUCAAGUAGUCCCAAGGAAGAAAAGAAACUCAGAGAAAAGAAGUUGCACAAGGAGUCGGAACUGGGCCUUUUGGAAUACAGAGAACACAAGAGCAGGGACCCAGAGCGAGAGGCCCGACACAAGGAAAAGAUUGCGGAGAGAGACCUUCACACCUCCACAGAACAUCUUCGUGGGGAGAGAGACCGGGAGAGGCACAAGGAGAGGAGGAAGGAGGUGAAAGACCGUGAGAAAGACAAGCUGAGAGAGAGACAUCGAGAACAAGAUGCAGAGAAGCCUCAUAGUCGAGGCAAAGACAGAGAGAGAGAGAGAGAGAAAGAGAGAAGAGCCAGGAAAGAAGAGCUCAGGCAGACUGUUGCCUACCAUGACCUCCUGGGGCGAGAGACACGUGGCCGGCAGAUGCUGGAGAGAGUGGAAAAGAAGGUCCACACAGCAAGUAAAGUACGAACUGAGGAGAGAGAAAAGAGAGAUGAAGAUUCUGAACGAGGAGAUGAAGACAGAGAAAGAAGAUACCGAGAAAGAAAGUUGCAGUAUGGAGACAGCAAAGAGAAUCCUCUCAACUACUGGCUGUACAAAGAGGAGAGUGAGAAGAAGCACAGGAAGGCAAAAGAUGCAGAUCGGGAGAGGAAGCACCGAGACAGAAGCAGCACGAGGGAGAAGAGGGAGAGACACUCGAGAGAGAAGGGGAACUCGCUCUCUGACAGGGAGGCGGAGGAGCGACACCGGGAGAAGCGGCACAAGGAAGGCCUUCAUCAUGACGAGGAGAGGCGCCGAAGUCACUCAGACAAAAAAGAGAGAUCUGCCAAGGAAGAGCACAAGAAGAGGGAAACCAAGGAACCUGAAAAGGAAGACCUUGAUUUAGAGGCUACUGGGACUGAGGAAUAUCUGGCCAAUUUUGAAGAUGAUUUUGAAGAUUACGAAGAUGACUUUGAGGUUUGUGAUGGAGAUGAUGACAGCAAUAAUGAGCAUGACUCUAGAGAAAAAGCCGAAGAACUUCCUCUAGCCCAGAAAAGGGAAAUACAAGAAAUUCAAAAGGCAAUCAGUGCAGAGAAUGAAAGGGUUGGAGAGUUAUCUUUGAAACUGUUUCAGAAGCAAGGUCGAAUGGAGUAUGAGAAGGAGUCCUGGGCAGGAACUGUUUCAUUGUCACAAAACAGCCUUUUCCCCUGUGCAGAUGCAAAUGAUUCCAUUUCCAGAACCCCUGUGUGUGGAAUUUUUGUGGAUUUUGCAACAGCCUCACAUCGCCAGAAGAGCCGGAGUCAGGCUCUCAAGCAGAAGACACGAAGUACAAAACUGCUCCGGCUUAUUGAUUUAGACUUUUCCUUCACCUUUUCUCUCUUGGACCUACCACCAGUCAAUGAGUAUGACAUGUAUAUUAGGAACUUCGGGAAAAAAAAUACCAAGCAGGCAUAUGUUCAGUACAAUGAAGAUAAUGUUGAGAGAGAUGUUCAGACUGAAGAGAUAGAAACCAGGGAAGUGUGGACCCAGCACCCAGGAGAAGGCACUGUUGUAUCUGGAGGUAGUGAAGAAAAAGACUUCUCUGAUGUCAUAGUUGUACCAAAGAUUGACACUCCACGGUUGUCUAGUUUUCUCCGGGCAGCAUGCCAGGUGGUUGCUGUUUUGCUUGAAGAGGACCGUUUGGCAGCUGGACCCAGCUGGAAUCCCCAGGCACAAGACAAAGCUCUGAACAUCAGCGACAACUCCUCCCAACUUAACACAAACCUGCCAUUCCUUCAGGGGAGGAAAGUAUCCUGUUUGCAUGCCUCUCGAGUUCAGAGGCAGACUGUCGUUUCUGUUCAUGACUUACCUGAAAAGGCAUUUGCCCCAUCUCUGGAUAGCAGGCACCUCCUCUGUGUGUGGGAUAUUUGGCAGCCCUCAGGGCCCCAGAAGGUCCUGAUAUGUGAGUCAAAGGUCACAUGUUGCUGCUUUAGCCCUUUAAAAGCAUUUUUACUGUUUGCGGGAACAGUACAUGGCUCUGUGGUCCUUUGGGACUUAAGAGAAGACUCCAGGAUACACCAUUAUGUGAGACUAAGCAAUUGUCUCUGGGCCUUCAGGACCCCAACGUUUUCCACAGAUGGAGUCCUCACAUCAGUGAACCACCAAAGUCCUCUUCAUGCCAUAGAGCCGGUGGCCACAUCUGCCUACAAAAAGCAGAGCUUGGUGCUUUCACCCUUUUCUACUCAAGAAGAAAUGGCAGGCUUGUCAUUUCAUAUCGCUUCCCUGGACGAGAGCGGUAUUCUCAAUGUGUGGGUGGUUGUUGAAUUACCAAAGGCAGAUAUCUCAGGUUCAAUGAGUGAUUUAGGUCUGAUACCUGGAGGAAGGAUCAAAUUGGUGCACAGCACUGUGAUCCAGCUGGGCGACAGUCUUUCCCAUAAAGAUAGUGAAUUCUGGGGAUCCACACAAACACUAAGUGUCAAAUUUCUGCCUUCAGAUCCAAAUCACUUUGUUGUUGGCACUGACAUGGGACUUAUAAGCCACAGUACCAGACAAGAUUGGAAAGUAUCUCCUAAGGUGUUCAAACCUCAGCAACAUGGUGUCAGACCAAUAAAAGUUAACGUGAUUGAAUUUUCACCAUUUGAAGAAACAGUAUUCUUGGCUGGCUGCUCAGAUGGAAGCAUCAGACUGCACCACCUGACGUCUGAGAGGCCUGUCAUGCAGUGGGACAACAGUACCAGGGGCCGCUCUGUUACUAACCUGCAGUGGUCCCCAACAAGGCCUGCUGUGUUCUUGGUCCAGGAUGAUGCAUCCAGGAUCUAUGUCUGGGACCUUCUUGAGAAUGACCUGGGUCCUGUGGCUCAGCAGCCCAUCUCUCCAGACAGGCUUGUGGCCAUGACCAUCAUGGGGGAUCCAGAGAAGGUCAGUGGUAGCUUUGUGGCCCUGGUGUUGGCCAGGGCCUCUGGCACAGUCGACAUCCAGUACCUGAAGAGGCAGUGGACCAUCCCAGCGGCAGAUGAGCACAGCCAGCUGCAUGUACUUCUUCAGAAAUGAAGAUUUAGUGUCAGGAGAAUGAUGAGUACAUAAGACUUGAUUACAAGAUGGAUCCCUUGACUCUGUGUUCAUGUGCAUUUGUGUACAUAGAAUAUGUAUAUUCUGUACAUAAUUUGUUUUAGAAGAACGGUACUUUGGUAUUCUCAGGAAAUAAAUCACUAUUUUUAAUGGAAACAGUGAACAUUUUAGUAUAUACUAAACUUCAAAGGAAAUACCAAGUGAUGUCCAAAAGGCUCUUCUAAGAGUAUUUCCAGUUAUUUUUGGAACACUUUAAAAAUACUGUCACAUUUAUUACUGGAUUUUAAACAGCCCACCAUGAAAAUGUACUUUUAUGGACUAUUUUCUUAGCCAUGCAUAAAAUGAUGAACAUGUAUCUAAAGUUAAAAAAAUUUGCUCACUUUGGAGAUGACCUCCACUAGCCUUCUGUUUUUACAAGUUUUUUUGAACACCAGCUUUUGGUGUGAUUUGAAUGACACUCAUAGAAUUGAGUCAGACAUGUUUUAUAGCGUGCUUUAGCAUGAAAACAUUUUUCAUAUAGAAAUAAUACAAGUGAAUACAUUGUCUUGAACAUGGAGUGGUAGGAGACACAUGAAUUUAUUUGUGCUGUUGUAAGAAUUUGAAAAUCCCAGAAAGUGGUUUCUCACAGUUGGAGAGGUAGAAAUUUAAAGUUCUGCCUCCAAGAUAUCACCGUGCAGCCAUGUCUUUACUUGGUAGAAGGCAAAGGACAGAGAGAGUGCUAGUCUGUUCCCUUCCCUUCUCCUACAGCUGCACUAUCCACUCAGGAGAGCUCAUCCUCCCUACAGGCACCAUUGCCUUUAGGUCCAAAUCCCAGCUUGUGGAUUGGAAGGCCACACAUGUCAAAACCACACAGGAGGAGAGUCUGAGGCCAGAACCGGAGUGCUUUGGGCCCGGAAGGCGGCUGGACAACUGUGCUGCCUGCAUCUGAGCUGCUUCAGAGAGUGAGAAAUUUCUGGGGACUGACCCUCAGCCUUAGCCUGGUGCAGCAUGUGAGGAGCCUGUACUUGGGAGUGUGUCUCUAGUGUGUGAAUAGGUCCUGACUUCGAUCACAGUGCUGCUCUGCAGAUGGACAGAUAGAGUGUUGUGCCUGUGUGACGUUUCCUUCAUCCAGUCAAAAUCUACGCACUCCAUCUUCCUGCCCAGACUGUGUGGUAUCCCUGGUUAUUCUGUCUACACCUAAUCGAUGAUCGAUCGAGGGCACAUUCUUUCUUACCAGCUUUGUAAACUCCAUGUGCGCAGAAGUCAUUUACUCACCCUGCCCAACCACUGUGUACAUUUGAGCCCAUUUGUGGAUUGUUUCCUAAGGUGAUGUGUUUGAUUUCAAAAGCUAUUCGUUCACUGCGGUGCCAUCUAGAAAACCGGAUUAUACAUUUUUAAAUAUAUCCAUUGGCUGUCCCUGUGUUUUCUUUUGA